CUGUACGCAUAUAAACAAACACAUCAAACGAACAGUUGGCCUAUGUCACAAGAUGCGUAACAAAAGGUGCUUUUAAUGUCUAGCUAAACGAUGAGAGGGCAAAAUGAUCACCCCUUUCUAUGUAUUAUCGUUUAUUCUAAUUGUUUUAUUAUCAACGGUGAUUUGUGUUAACGGCGAAAGUGAAUUAUUCCCGGAUGACUUGCUUUCCCCGUAUCACCAAUCAAGACAACGUACAAGGCGUUCUCUUCGCUAUAUUCGCGAUUGCCAGCCAGUUCAUUUCGGAAACUUGACUCAUGAGGAAUACGCCUCCUCUACGACUCUACCGUCUGGUCGACCAUUCGUCCAAAUCAAGAAUAUCUUCUACGAGUACGAUGUUGGUUUUAGCAAAAAAGAAGUUCAUGGCCAUGUAAGCGUGGCGGAAAACCCUCUCAGGACUUUCUCUAUUUUGGAGCCCGUCGAGAAUGGAGGCUGUAACAAGUCGCUAAGAGCGACAGUAGCCGAGAGCAGUCGACAAAGGAAGUGUUAUGUUGCCUCCAAUGCGGGUUAUUUCAGAACCAAGAAUGGGAAUUGCUUGGGGAAUAUCGUCAGUAAUGGGAAUUUAGUCAUUGACGCGGAUGGCAUUCAAAAUGUGAAUUUCGGUAUUCGGAAAGACGGUAGCAUAGUUACUGGGUACUUAUCAGAAGAAAUGGUACUAGACCAGGAAAACCCUUUUGUCCAGCUGGUGACUGGUGUUGUGUGGCUAGUGCGGAAUGGCCAGACCUAUGUUGAUGUGAGUAAGAAGGCGGAGUGUGAGGACCUAGAGGAGACAGGGACUGUGGAUCAGUUUGUGAAUGUGUUGUCGGCAAGGACUGCUAUUGGUCAUGACGCGCAAGGCAGGGUGGUCAUUGUCCAUGUAGAUGGCCGGACAUCACAUAGAGGGAUGAAUUUGUACACAUUUGCCAAACUGCUGUUAAAGUAUGGCCUGGUGAAUGCUAUUAAUCUUGACGGAGGCGGCUCAACAACGAUAGUGGUGAAUGGUACCGUGGUGAACUACCCUAGUGAUGGAUGUGGUGACUUCAUCUGUGCGAGAGAGGUUUCCACCAUUGCCUGUUUCCACACCCCAGACUGUGAUCCGCUGGACUGUAAUGGGCGUGGCACAUGUCAGAUGGGGGAGUGUGUCUGUGACCAUCCCUGGACAGGCCCUGGGUGUGGCACCCUUGAGUGCAAACUAACAAAUUGCUCCAUGAAUGGAGUUUGUACUAAAGAUGGUUGUUUGUGCAACACAGGUUGGAUGGGAAGAGAUUGUUCUAAAGCUUGCCCUGGUGGGACGUUUGGUGUUAACUGUACCCAGAAGUGCUUGUGUUAUAAUGGUGGUAGCUGCGAUGUUGUGAGUGGCACCUGCUCCUGUCCCCCUGGUUGGAUGGGAAGACUCUGCCAACUCUCUUGUCCGCCAGGAAGGCAUGGGGCGUCGUGCCUGAUGUCAUGUGACUGCAAUAAUACCUGCUAUUGUGACCCUGUGACUGGGUUAUGCCCUUCCCAGGAUGCACCUGGGUCAGACCAUUUGUUAUUAAACCAGACAACUCAAUGGCAAUCUUGCUUAGAUGCAUUUAGAGAAGACACAACAAAGGCAUCUGGUUACGACUUUAUGGCACGGGAGGCGGUCAAAUCGGAAUACAGGACUUUGUUUACAUGGUUUGUUGGUGUCAUAAGCCUGUGUGGGGCUAGCAUUCUUGCAAACUGCAUACUAAUCUACAUGCAGUGCGACAAGUCUACGAAAAAUAAGCGUAGAAGAUACAAAACUAGAAAGGCAGAGGAGGAGGAAUUUAUUUUUAUGUUAGAUGAAGAGUUAUGAUGUCUUUCAUGAAAUUUCACAUUGUCAAAAACAUGUCAAAUGUGACAGUCUUGUUUUGGAAUAAUUCUUAUAGCAAACAAAAUGCAGAAUUCAUAAGGACUUACUACAGUAGAAAUGUUAUUUAAAUUAUAUCUUAACUAUCAUCCUGGUGAAUAUCCUCAAAUCUGCAGAAAUUAAUAUAUUAUCUCCUGAUGUACUUAUCCAAUUGAGUGACUUUAAACCCAUCCAUCUGUGUGUAGUUAGUCAUUAUUUAAUAUCAUUUUCAAUAAAGAGAAUUAAAGAAACAUUUAUCUUUA
Molecule: messenger RNA, 2127 nt
Organism: Nematostella vectensis (starlet sea anemone)
Lineage: Eukaryota; Metazoa; Cnidaria; Anthozoa; Actiniaria; Edwardsiidae
Product: N-acetylglucosamine-1-phosphodiester alpha-N-acetylglucosaminidase
Exons: 8
Coding region: 104-1831 (575 amino acids)
Source: RefSeq, a predicted model, not a curated record